This is a messenger RNA of Salvia miltiorrhiza (redroot sage), 1273 nucleotides long. RefSeq lists its product as uncharacterized. Lineage: Eukaryota; Viridiplantae; Streptophyta; Magnoliopsida; Lamiales; Lamiaceae. Gene Ontology annotation, molecular function: nitrite reductase [NAD(P)H] activity; 2 iron, 2 sulfur cluster binding. The transcript has 3 exons. Bases 122 to 958 code for a protein of 278 amino acids. The record is from RefSeq and is a predicted model, not a curated record.
UAAAUAAUUUGAGAAGCAUACAUGAAUUACGUGGCAAUAUCAAUAUUUGUGUGGCCAUGAAAUCCUAUAGCUCUCCAUCAACACUCAACGCGCCUCCUCCCACCUCCCAUAACCACCAAUUAUGGCCACCGCGGCACCUAAAUUCACCACCACCGGAGUUUCCUCCGCCGCCCAAUUGCCCUUCCGCCGCCGCAGUCCACCAGCUCACCACCACUUUUCGGCAAAGCCAACGUCCAGGAUUCCUCUAACAUGCUCCCCUAGCAGAGUUAGUGUCAUCAAAUGCAAGGCCACCGAGGUCUCGCCGUCGCCAGUGGCGGCGGAGGACGGGAAGAACUGGGUGCCUGUGGUGCCGCUGGCGGCACUGCCCAAGGGGGAGCGGCGCGUGAUUAUACAAGACGGGGAGACUAUUUUGCUGCUGUGGUAUAAAAAUGACGUCUUUGCUAUCGAGAAUAGGUCCCCUGCUGAAGGUGCCUAUUCUGAAGGCUUGCUCAAUGCUAAGCUCACUCAGGAUGGAUGUAUAAUCUGCCCGACAACGGACAGUACGUUUAGUCUGGAAACCGGAGAGAUCAAAGAGUGGUAUCCCAAGAAUCCGGUUCUUCGAGCCCUCACUCCACCUCUGAGGGGGCUCUUCAUCUACCCCGUCAAAACUGAUGACAACAACAUCUACAUCAACAUGAGGGGCAGCACCCCGUCUGAUGCAUCAACGGAAAUCGUCUUCAGUGGAAAGGCCCAGCCAGGGUUCACAUCAGUGGAUGUCAACGUUGAUGAGGUGAGGAUGAUCGUGGAUGAAGAUUUCGAGGGCUUUGGAUUCACCGGGAAGAACGAGCUGAUCAACGGGAAAGCAGCCGUGAUUGGCUUCUUAUUGCUGCUAGAUUUCGAGCUUCUGACCGGUAAAGGCCUACUCAAGGGAACUGGUUUCUUGGACUUCAUCUACUCCGUUUCCAACGCUUUGCAGUGAUUCUUCCCACGCAAAACGCGGGUUGUAACGCAGAUGAAAUCCUCUAGUCCACAAUCUGUGUUCGACUGUAGUCGACUACGGAGGUAGAAAUUUUAAGUAAUGAGACUUCUGUUUCUGGUUUGCUUAAAAUUUCUAUUUGUGUGUGAGAUGCAUUGUAGAAUUUGGAUUGUUGAAUAGAGGAUUGAGGUUGAGAGUGAGGAGAAAUUACUGUUGGUAUAUAGAUGGCAUACUUCCUUUUAUUGUGCUGUUUUGUAUUGUACCUUGUAAAUCUCGAGACAUUUUUUAUUGCAAGUAUAUAUUGAUCCAUUCCAUACA